This is a messenger RNA of Sapajus apella (tufted capuchin), 3737 nucleotides long. RefSeq names its product solute carrier family 30 member 10 (gene SLC30A10). Gene Ontology annotation, biological process: detoxification of zinc ion; zinc ion transmembrane transport; manganese ion transport. The transcript is spliced from 4 exons. Bases 559 to 2571 code for a protein of 670 amino acids. NCBI's taxonomy places the organism in Eukaryota, Metazoa, Chordata, Mammalia, Primates, Cebidae. The record is from RefSeq and is a predicted model, not a curated record. Gene Ontology annotation, cellular component: membrane. Gene Ontology annotation, molecular function: zinc ion transmembrane transporter activity.
GUGCCACUGCACUCCAGCCUGGGCAACAAGAGAGACUCUGUCUCAAAAAAAAAAAAAAAAAAUCGUUAUUUGGAAUAAACCUUCAUGUACUAUCAGGUCAUGCUGUCAGGGACACCUGGGGCUGAGUAGAAUAUUUUCUUCAAUGGAGAAUGAGACAAGUACACAGAGGAGGUCAGCCCUGGCUUCUUUAGUGGCCAAGGGACUUGUGUGUAUCACAGGGUAGAGCAGCCUUCAGUGCUGGGUGGGAGCGCAUGCUUGCAGAAGUGGGGUCUAUGCUCUCCUGAGGGCUGCCUGCGAUUCACUCAAGGAAGGAGGCCUUGACAGCGAAGAUCCUGAAGGGACGCUCCUGUGCCAUGAGGGGGUGAUAGGAAUCAUCUUGCACCCUUUAUGAUGGGUGUGAGGAACAAGAGAGGAUUAAAUAGCUUUAUCCCGAGGUUAGGGGAAUGAAGCUGGAGGGCUGAAUGAGGGAUGAAAUGAAUCACGAAAUGAAAAGCAGGAAGCAUCUUCAAGGGCAGCGUUGCCCCAAACCUGUGCUUCGGGACCUUGCACCUGGUUAAUAUGGAAUCUGCCCUGCAAGGUGCCUUUGGGCACGUACUCGAAGGUGUCCACGUCCACCGCAGCGAACACACCCCACAGCAGCCAAGGCCCUUAUCAAUGAGUCAGCAGGACGCUGGCGACCCGGAGGGCCCGCAGACGAGGGUGUCUGGGGAAUCCCACCUUUGCGCGGGGAGGGGGUCUGUGAAGAUUGACAUCCAGACACGCCCCCUCUCCUUCACAGCGCCCCUCUCUGCACAGUCCUGUCCCAGAAGCAGAGACAUCGGCUCGUGGCCACCUGUCAAGUCAGGCCCAGGCCGCGAGGGAGGGGAAAGGAGCCGCGGGAGGCGGCGCACGGGCUGUUCAGAUACUGCCGCCGCCACUCCUUUAGACUCUGGACGUGCGGGGACUGGCUGGGCUUGGCCUCGCGUUAUAAAAAGCGGCGGGGCCGGGCCGGCGAGACAGCCCAGGAGGCGGGUACCGGGCCUAGCGGACCCGCGCGGCGCCCCCACCUGUGGCUGCGCUCGGGGCGGGCUGUGCUUCCCGGGGCGGCGCCUGGUGGCAGCGGCCAGUGGCGAGAUGGGCCGCUACUCGGGCAAGACGUGCCGGCUGCUCUUCAUGCUGGUGCUCACCGUCGCCUUCUUCGUGGCGGAGCUGGUCUCCGGCUACCUGGGCAACUCCAUCGCGCUGCUCUCCGACUCCUUCAACAUGCUCUCCGACCUGAUCUCGCUGUGCGUGGGCCUGAGCGCCAGCUACAUCGCCCGGCGCCCCACUGGGGGCUUCCACGCCACCUACGGCUACGCCCGCGCGGAGGUGGUGGGCGCGCUGAGCAACGCCGUCUUCCUCACCGCGCUCUGCUUCACCAUCUUCGUGGAGGCGGUGCUGCGCCUGGCCCGGCCCGAGCGCAUCGAUGACCCGGAGCUGGUGCUCAUCGUCGGCGCCCUGGGGCUGUUGGUGAACGUGGUGGGGCUGCUUAUCUUCCAGGACUGCGCCGCCUGGUUCUCGUGCUGCAGGCGGGGCCGCGGUCGCCGCCUGCAGAAGCGUCAGCAGCUGGCGGAGGACUGCGCUCCCGGUGCUUUCGGGGGACCCCAGGGCCCGGAGGACCCGCGGCGCGCAUCGGCCCCGACAGCCCCCGGCUUCGACUCGGCCGUAACCCUUCGGGGGACCUCGGUGGAAAGAAAGCAGGAGAAGGGGGCGACCGUGUUCUCAAACGUAGCAGGUGAUUCCUUCAACCCCCAGAAUGAGCCAGAAGAGAUGAUGAAAAAAGAGAAAAAGUCUGAAGCUCUGAAUAUCAGAGGUGUACUUUUGCAUGUGAUGGGAGAUGCCCUGGGGUCCGUGGUUGUGGUCAUCACAGCCAUCAUAUUCUAUGUGCUUCCCCUGAGGAGUGAGGACCCGUGUAACUGGCAGUGUUACAUUGAUCCCAGCCUGACUGUCCUCAUGGUCAUCAUCAUUUUGUCAUCUGCCUUCCCGCUCAUCAAGGAGACCGGUGCCAUUCUGCUGCAGAUGGUCCCCAAAGGAGUCAACAUGGAAGAGCUGAUGAGUAAACUCUCUGCUGUGCCUGGAAUUAGCAGUGUACAUGAAGUACACAUCUGGGAACUUGUAAGUGGAAAGAUUAUUGCCACCCUGCAUAUCAAGUAUCCUAAGGACAGGGGAUAUCAAGAUGCUAGCACUAAAAUUCGAGAAAUCUUCCACAGUGCGGGAAUCCACAAUGUCACCAUCCAGUUUGAAAAUGUGGACUUGAAGGAACCCCUGGAGCAGAAGGACGCACUGUGGCUGUGCAACUCACCCUGCGUCUCCAAGGGCUGUGCGAAGCAGCUGUGUUGUCCCCCUGGGGCACUGCCUCUGGCCCAUGUGAAUGGCUGUGCUGAGCACAAUGGCGGGCCCUCUCUAGACACAUACGGAAGUGACGGCCUCUGUAGAAGAGACACAAUGGAAGUGGCUAUUGAAGUGUCUUUGGACAGCUGUCUGAGUGACCACAGACAAACUCUUAACAAAACUCAGGAGGACCAAUGUCAUGUCAACAGCACGCACUUUUAAUCUGGUACCCACAUAAUCAGACUGUAUAGACAAGGCACUUUGGAACCACCAGCGUGGCUCAUAAGAAAAGCUUUGUGGGUUGUAGGCUCAGACCAGACUUGCAGUGUGCAUGCUCUGUGUUCACUAGGGGUUGGCUGUUUGGAAUUUUAGUUAAACAUGUCUGUGAAUUUUAUGUAACUGGUAACCCCUUUCUAUUCCCCUGGGCAUCUCAUGCUGCUCUUUGACUGUUUCAGCUUGAACAUGCGUUUUUCUAAAGCAGACUGCACUAGUGUAUAUAUCAGGGAUAUUCAAGACUGGGCCUGGGACUCAGUAACUGCGGAUACAGUGUUCAAAGGAGUUCUUGUUUCUAAACUGAUUAGAACUUCUAGCUGAUGCUCAGGUGAGAUCAUAGCUUGAAUACAUUGAAAAAAUUAAAGGACCACAAUAGCUGUAUUUUCCCCAUUCCCCUUAAUGAUCAUAAAAGAGGCAAGUUAGGUAUUUCUGGCACUAAAGAAAUAUCUUUUUCCUUUGAUUCAUUUUUGAAUAAAUAUAAAAUGAAUAAUUCUUAAGGUAGAAAAUAUUCUCAGAACAUUCUGUAGGAGGUAAAGGUUAGUAGGGUUUUUUUGGUCCAUCUCUACAUUUUGUGAGGUGAGAGAAAACUAGUGUUUACUUUCUGCUGUGAACUGAACUGCAGCUAUAGGAUGUUUCAAAUGUUUAAAUAUAUAAUACAUCUUCACGUGGAAGUGAGGGGCUAUUUCAGCUUCCUCAAGUAUGAUACAGAUACUCAUAUGCUGUCUUUCAGAGUCAGCACAGUUGGGGCUGUUUUCAUUUAGUGCUUUCAUAAUGAUUUACUUAUUUUUCCAAAUUUCCUUUGACUUUUCUUUCAUAUGAUCUCAUUGAUCUAUGCAGCAUUUACCAGAAAAGAGUAUUCCUGGGAUAGCAGAAUGCAUAACAUUGAGUAUUAAUUCUUGUCAAAUAAAUAAGCUAGACUGCCUUCUCCUUAAUCAGACAUAUUUUAAAGUAUUUAUUAUAGUUGUCAACUAGUGACUCAAUGGAAAAGUUGAUGUCCAAAGGAGAAGUGAGAAUUAGCUUACUUGCUGCCUUUAAUGUGCUUUUGAGGAACUUAAAAUUUUCUUUUAUGUCUCUGAUCCAUAUUACCAAGUUCAAAUAAAAUUUUUAUAAUUGGA